GUCAGUCCUUUCUAAGCUUUAGUGGUAAUCAGAUCAAGAACUGUCGUGGAUUUUGUGAAAAUGGACUUCAAAGGCAUCUAUGCUCCGGUUUUUACGCCAAUCGAUGACAGAGCUAAAAUCAACCCUUUAGUGAUUCCUGAAUACGCCAAGUACUUGAGUAAACAUGGAGUGCACGGAAUUCUUGUUGGCGGAACCACGGGCGAGGCAGUAUCCCUUACUCUGGACGAGAGAAAGGAAAUGCUGGAACACUGGGUCAAAGAGGCAAGACCAUUAGGACUCAAAAUAAUUUCUCAAGUUGGAGGAGUGCCUUUACCAGAGGUCUUGAAUAUGGCGAGCUACUCCGAAGGACUGGGCGUGGAUGCUAUCAUGACGCUGCCAGAGUUGUACUUCAAGCCGAAGACCUGUGAAAGGCUGGUAGCGUACCUGGACCUGGUGGCGAAGGCAGCACCUUCUCUGCCACUGCUCUACUACCACUUCCCUAUGAUGUCUGGUGUUGAUGUAAAUAUUCCAGAAUUUUUCGCUUUGGCGACAUCUAGGAUCCCUACGUUCAAAGGGAUGAAAGCGGAUCUAGGAGUGGCCAUCCAGGUAGACAACCAAAUCAAACCCGACCAGACCAUAUUUAUCGCAAAUCAUAUGCUCGCGCCAUCAGCACUUGUUGGACACAUUUCAAGCAUAGCAACAGUUACCAACAUGUUUCCCAAUCUGGUCAAGGCGGUGGUGGAAGCCGUUGGAACUGGAGACGUUAUACGUGCCCGAUUCUUGCAAGGAGAACUGAAUAAUCUGGUGGCGGGCAUAUCUGCCCAAGGCGACUUUGUCCCCUCGAUGAAGGCUGCUAUGGAACUCACCACGGGUAUAAGAGUAGGUUCACCAAGACUGCCCCAGCUUCCUCUCGAAAUGCCCAAAAGGUUAAGACUGGCAAAUCAUUUGAAGAACUGUGGAUAUAGUUCUAUUGAUUCGGACGAUUGAAUUUUAACUGAUCAGCCCGACCAUAGAUAUAAGAAUAAUAAGAACAAUAAAGUAGUUGAUGUUUAAUGUGUGGCUUGGCCCUAUGGCAUAAAUACCUACGAAUAUAUAUUAACAUACGAAUAAAGAUAAAACGUGUUU
Messenger RNA from Amyelois transitella, 1104 nucleotides. RefSeq names its product N-acetylneuraminate lyase B. Lineage: Eukaryota; Metazoa; Arthropoda; Insecta; Lepidoptera; Pyralidae. The transcript is spliced from 7 exons. The record is from RefSeq and is a predicted model, not a curated record. The coding region runs from base 61 to 966 and encodes 301 amino acids. Gene Ontology annotation, biological process: N-acetylneuraminate catabolic process. Gene Ontology annotation, molecular function: N-acetylneuraminate lyase activity; 4-hydroxy-tetrahydrodipicolinate synthase activity.